AUGCUGGCUCCGUCCGUCCAUCCGCUCCUCUGGCUGUUCGGCUGCGUGCUGUUCCGAGGUACUACAACCUCCACAGACUCUUCUGUCCCUGCUGUAACAGGUCAAUCCCAAUCAACAACACACAGCCCUGAAGUAAAGGACCAUACCUCAGAGCCUUCAGUAAAAUCACCACCAACAACCCACUUGAAUCUCUCCUCUGUGGGUCAAACUACUACAGCCAAAUCCUCUUCCAUCACUACAACACCGCUAGCAUUGACUGUGCAAGAUGAAAAGUCCAGUGGAAGCAGAAGCACAGCAGCUUCACCACUUCAAGGUCACGAGCCCAAGAGAAGCAAGAAUACCACAGCAUCAGCAACUCAAGGCACCUCAAAGCCAGUCACCCCAACACCGAAGCCCUCUGACUACUUGCCUGUGCCCACUCCAACAGAUGAUAAAUCACCACUGACGGUGGCAGCUUUUGGUGUCAUCAGCUUCAUAGUUAUCCUGAUAGUGGUUGUGAUCAUUCUGGUCAGCGCGGUCAGCCUGAGAUUCAAGUGUAACCACUCAAAGGACUCAGAAGACAAACAGAAACCAGGGACCUCCAUGGUAUCAGAGAGCUGCUCAGCAGGCACAAGCCAGAAGGACAACAGCAUCACUCUGAUCUCCAUGAAGAACAUCAACAUGAACAACAGCAUGAGUUACCCGCUGUCAGAAAAGGUGCUAUGA
Haliaeetus leucocephalus (bald eagle) is the source of this 705-nucleotide messenger RNA. RefSeq names its product endothelial cell surface expressed chemotaxis and apoptosis regulator (gene ECSCR). The coding region runs from base 1 to 705 and encodes 234 amino acids. Gene Ontology annotation, cellular component: cytosol; plasma membrane. Lineage: Eukaryota; Metazoa; Chordata; Aves; Accipitriformes; Accipitridae. Gene Ontology annotation, biological process: positive regulation of proteasomal protein catabolic process; negative regulation of angiogenesis; positive regulation of endothelial cell apoptotic process. The transcript is spliced from 11 exons. The record is from RefSeq and is a predicted model, not a curated record.